AUGCGAUCUAUGUGCACAGCAGCAGCACACGGUGAAAAGGCUGAAGCGGCGGAGGAGGAGAAAAUUCGAAAAGAUGCUGAGCCGUUGAGCCUCAAUCAAGCGCUGUAUUUGACGACUGAGCUGGGCUUAUACACCACAAGGGAAAUGCAGCUGCGUGUUAUGAAGUCGCCCUCAUUUUCAACGGAUUCGGCGGCUCCUUUUGUAUUAGAGGACUUUUUCAAUUCUAUGGAUGAGGGCUUCAAAAAAGCAGAAGAGGAAUUUGAGGUAUUGCAUGUUGGUGAGGAGGAGAAGGGAACGGCUGAGGAGCAGCAGGUGGACGAGGAGAAGGUUGAUACGGUGAACUCAGUGAUCCAUAAUAAACUGGUGAGAGCGUUUACCACUAACCCCAAGGAAGCUCGGUCGUUCGUGUAUAACGGUGAGGAGUGGAAGGAGAGGGCUGAGGGACGAGGCCUGAGGAAAAGGGCUACUGCGCACGUAGUGUUGCAACGUGGUAGCGGUGUUAUCAAGGUCAACGGCGAUGAGGAUUUCUAUGUGCGGUUCCCUUUGUAUUACAACAGGUAG
This is a messenger RNA of Perkinsus marinus ATCC 50983, 561 nucleotides long. Its product is annotated as ribosomal protein S9, putative. The coding region runs from base 1 to 561 and encodes 186 amino acids. The record is from RefSeq and is a predicted model, not a curated record. Lineage: Eukaryota; Perkinsozoa; Perkinsida; Perkinsidae. The transcript is spliced from 3 exons.